AGCGUACGGUUGGCGGAAACGGAACAAAAUAAAAUAAAACAAAACGAAAUAAAUAUUUGAAAAUACAUAUUAAAAUUUACAAUAUUAACGUCGUUAUUUUACAAAAUCAAUACGUACAUACAAAAAGUGUAUAUUCAAAUUAAAAAUUGUGCACAAUCACAUAGAACACAUUUCAGGCAUCAUUAUUGAGCAAAUAUUUAAAUUAAUGAAAAAUUGCCAGCAAAUAAAGUGUCUAAAACAGAAAAUAUUAAUUGUCUAGUAUUUGUUUUUGUUUUGUUAGAAAAACAAAACUAAACAUACUAUUUUUUUUAUUUAAUAUUUGCAAUUACACGUGAAAGUUUUAGUUGUGAAAAAUUACUACGUUUAACAAUAUUAUCACAGAAAACCAGAGAAAAAAAGUUCUAAGAAUCAUAAUUAAAUAAUAAAAAAAAACAUUUCAAAGAAGCUUCUUUGUUUUUUUUUUUAGAAAUUCGAAAUAAAAUGUGUCGUUUUUUAAAUAUUGUUUUCAUUGCCUCAAUUUUAAUGCAAAUCCAAGUGUUAAUUGCACUAAACGAUAAUGACUGGGAAACACCUAGACCUUCAUAUUUGACUUCAACUGAAAUGGAAUUGUACAGGCAUAGUUUGGAAUUCAUCGAAGAUGCCGCCUGUCAAAGAGAUUUAAAUGCAACUCUAUGGGGUCUUUUAAAUAGCCAGCAGUGGACAACUUCAAUGUAUGAUGCAUCUGUUCGAAAUCCCGUUGGUAUUGAGAGUGGAAUUUUAUAUCAUUUUGGUCAUUAUGAUCAAUGCCUACAUACGCACAAUUUCAAGUCUCGAUCAGAGGAUUCAAUGGAAGAAGAAUUUACCGUACAGGCUAAAUAUUGUUUGGCGGAUGUAAAAAUCGAGGGCCUAACACCAUUGCAGUCGGGAACACGCGAAAAGCAGCCAUUGGAAUUGACAACCUAUUGGGGCGUAUGCGUACCAGCUUCAUGUAGUGCUCAUGAUGUUGCAAUUUAUUUGCAACAUACACUGCAACGCAAUGUGACGGUCAACGACAAAAUGUGCCAAUACAGUAGAGGCAGCGGACAUGAUCUGCAUAUAAGUGAAGGCAUGUUUAUUUAUGCCUUGUUUAUUUUAUUCUUUUUAUUCUUGGCCAUUUUAAGCACAUUGUAUCACAUCUAUUUGAUAAGUUCGAAACGCAAUGAGGAAAAUGUUGCUAAAACUUUGGCACGUAAUGAAAUUUUAAAUAUCGCUUUGUUAUCAUUUUCGAUAAUUGAAAAUUUAAAAAAGCUUUUUCAAGCCAGUAAAGAUCAAUUGGGUUUGAAUUCUAUUAAUGGCAUUAAAGCAUUGGCCAUGUUAUUUAUCUUGGCUGGUCAUGUUUUGUCGUUCAUCUACAGCAGUCCAGUCUACAAUAAGGAAUUCAUAGACGAGAAUAUAAAAUCACCUUUAUUUGGUUUUCUCAGCAACUCUCUGUUGUUUGUUGACGUUUUCCUUCUAUUGAGUGGUUUCUUGUUUUGUCGCAUUCUUCUUAUUGAGCUGGAGAGACGUCAGGGGAAAUUGAAUGUUUUGAUUUUGUAUGUUGGUCGUUACAUUCGUUUGACACCUGCCUAUUUGGCCAUAAUUGGCUUUUACAUCACUUGGUUUCCCAGCAUUGGCAGUGGUCCAUUGUGGCAGCAGCGUAUCGAGAGGGAGCAGCAACGUUGUCAGAUAUCAUGGUGGUCGAAUAUAUUGUAUAUAAAUAAUUAUAUCGAUUCGGAAAAGUUGUGCAUGUUUCAAUCCUGGUAUCUAUCGGUGGACUCACAACUAUUCUUUAUGGCUCCUAUUGUUAUUUAUCUUUUGAAUAAAUCUCGCAAAUAUGGUCUAAAUUUAUUGGUGAUCUUAGUUGCUGUGACAUCGAUCAUACCAUUUGUGGUUACAUAUGUAAAAGAUUUAGAUCCAACUUUAAUGAUAUAUCCUAGUGAAGUUGCUGAUCUGGCCAGUAAUGUCUACUAUAGCACCACCUAUAUCAAGACACACAUGAGAGCUUCCGCCUAUGUUAUUGGCGUUUUAACAGGUUAUUUAGUGCAUCUGAUGCAAGCAAAAAGCACAAAAUUACCCAAAUGGUUUGUACGUUCAUUUUGGUUAUUUGCCGUUUUCAUUGGUAUGGCCUCCAUGUUCAGCGUUACACGUUUCUAUGUGGCUCCCUAUAAUAAUUUAGAAAGUACCCUGUAUGCUGGUUUCCAUAAAUUGGGCUGGAAUGUAGCUGUUGCUUGGCUAGUUGUAGCAGUAACAACUGGUCAUGCUCCAACAUUGCAAAAGUUUUUGAGUAGUCGUGCUUUUGCUCCUAUAUCUCGUCUAACGUAUUGUGCCUACCUAUCCAAUGGUAUGGUUGAAUUGUAUUAUUCGUCUAGUGUGAAAGUGCCCAGUUUUAUGGGAUAUUUACAUUUGACCGAUGACAUCUUUGGCCAUAUCUUGGAUACAUUUUUAAUUGCCGUAAUUUUAUGUUUAUUGUUCGAAUCGCCUAUACACGCUUUGGAACGUAUAAUGAUGAGUAGUUUCCGUAAGACAACGAAAAAAUCAACAAAAUCUAAUUCUAAUACUGACAAUCAAACACCAAGUACCUCAGAAGAACAAGUGGCAUAGUUACAUAUCUAUUUUCCAAUUAUGUUGUAUAAUAGAUUUUGUUUUUUUUUUACAAUUUUCAAAAGAAAAUCUCAUAUUGUGAUAAUAAUUUUCAGAGUUGUUAUAUCUAUAAAUGUAUAACAUUAUUUUAUUUCUUACUAAUUUAACACUUGCCUUAUAAUUUAUAAUUUAUAAUUUCUUUAUUUUCUUUCUAUCUCUUACUCUCAUAAAUUAAAAAAAAAGAAAAGUUUGGGUUUAAGUCAUCCUAUUGUUCUCAUUUGUAUUUUGAAAAUUUCAAAAAAUCCCAUUAAUGUAUUAUUAUUUCAUCACAUGCAAGUAAAUUUAUAAUUGUUUUACUUUAACAAAAUCCAAAAUAUCUUAUUAUAAUACAUAGUUAAAAUAAGUUUUAUUUUUAAAUACCAGGAGUUCAGAAAACAAAUGUUUAAAUUACUUCUAAAGUUCCCAACAAGUUUUAUAGCUGGAAUUCAAGUUGAUUACAAGUGUAAUUCCAGCCUUGAGUCCAGUGUCAACCAAAUAAAUUAUAAUUGUAUUUAUGAUAACAUUAUCCAGUAAAAAGGAAGCAUAUAUUUAAGCCAAAUAGUUUUUAUUGGAAACAAUUUAUUACAAAAUUCCAUCAAAAAGUUCAAGUGCUUUAUAUUUAAUGCUUAUUGGGUUUAAUUCCAAAUUAUUUUUUUCUAGUUUAAUUAAGAUUUGUUUUCAAUUAAAAUUCUUAUUGCUGAAUGCCUGGUAUCAAAUCGAGUGUUAAAUAAAUUGUGUAAUGUUUUUUUUAUUUUUAAGUAUUGUUUUAUAUAAAAUUAUGCUUUAUGUAAAUUAACUCUGACAAUUUUUUUAAUUAUUUUUAAGUAUAAAAAUGGUUUUUGGAACAAAAC
Molecule: messenger RNA, 3467 nt
Organism: Calliphora vicina (urban bluebottle blowfly)
Lineage: Eukaryota; Metazoa; Arthropoda; Insecta; Diptera; Calliphoridae
Product: nose resistant to fluoxetine protein 6-like
Exons: 10
Coding region: 481-2598 (705 amino acids)
Molecular function (GO): acyltransferase activity, transferring groups other than amino-acyl groups
Source: RefSeq, a predicted model, not a curated record